UCCGCCAGGGCUGCUGAGUAAGGGUCAGCUGACCGGGGGUGGGGCUGGGUGUUAUAAUAGUCUCUGCUGUUGUCGGUUUUCGAGUAUUCAGUCAGGUGACUUCGCCAUGAAACUGCUCGUUGUUCUGUCCUGUGUGCUGGUGGCGGUUGCUGCAAGUCCAUUGCUUGGGAAAGAGCAAUGUUCCAAGGGCCCUGAAGUCUGGUGUGAGAACGUUCAGACAGCAUCUCAGUGUGGCGCGGUGAAACACUGCCAGCAAACAGUCUGGAACAAGCCCACUGUGAAAACUAUACCAUGUGAGAUCUGCAAGGAAAUUGUAACUGUUUUGGGAAACUUCCUAAAAGACAAUACUACACAGAGUGAAAUUGAACAAUACCUGGAUAAGGCCUGCGCCAUGUUCCCUGAUCCUACCUUUGCUUCUCAGUGCAAGCAAAUGGUGAAUGAAUAUAUACCGCUGCUUAUGAAUAUCUUGCAGGAGGAGACGAGUAACCCAGGUGUCCUUUGCUGCUCGCUUGGUCUGUGUAAAUCUCUCCAACGGCAUCUGGCUAAUUUGAAACAAGAAAAACCUUUUAUGACUAAUGAGAUCCCAGAGGCCGAUAAGCUUAAAAUGGUUUACCCAUUUAUUGUCAAUGUUCCUCAGCUUCUAUUUCCCCAGGACAAAAGUCCCCCAGAGUCUAAGAACGGUGAUGUUUGCAAAGACUGUCUGCAGCUAAUUGGCGAUGUUCAGGAUUCCCUGCGAAGCAACUCCUCUUUUUCCAAAAAACUUAUUGAAAAUGCCUUGAAGGAUUGUGAUGUGUUUGCUGGUGGCUUUUCUGAUAUGUGUAAAAACUACAUAAAUCAGUAUGCGGAUAUUGCAAUCCAGAUGUUCCUGCAGAUGCCAGCACAGCAGAUCUGCAGUUAUGCAGGGUUCUGCGCACAGGAGGCGGCAGCCACCCCCCUGCAGCUGCUCACCCCAGCAAAGACUAUAAUCCCUGCAGCCAAGAUGGAACCUGCAGUUAAAGUGGCCGAUGUGAAAUCUUCAGUGAGUGACUCGCCACAGUGUGUCGCCUGCGAGCUAAUUAUUAAAGAAAUUGAUCAUCUUUUGGAGAAUAAUAGGACUGAGGACAACAUUCGCCUCAUCUUGGAGAAGGUCUGCUAUGUGGUCCCUAAAAGUUAUAGACAGCAGUGCAUAGAUUUAGUGGAUGCGUAUACAAAUGCCCUUGUUGAAAUUCUGUUGGAAGAAGUCAGUCCGCAUAUGGCGUGCUGCGCUCUCGGCUUGUGCAGCGCCAAACAGCCACAGAAUGUAAAACUCAGCCCAACAAAAGUGCAAGGUGGUGGCUACUGUGACUUAUGCAAAAUGGCUAUGAACUAUGUGGUUGAAUUUUUGGAGAAAAAGUCAACUGAACAGCAAAUUGAGAGCACCCUAGAGAAGGUUUGCAACUUCAUGCCAGAGCAAAUGCAGGAUGAGUGUCGUGCCCUGAUUAGUGAAUAUGAACCCCUGAUGAUUCAGCUCCUUUUGGAAGAAUUGGAUUCUAACUUUGUGUGCCAGAAAUUACACUUGUGCCAAAACGCCAAACGACCUCUGCUUGGAAAUGAAAAGUGCAUGUGGGGACCGUCCUAUUGGUGUAAAGACUUGGAGACUGCUGCACUCUGUAAUACUAUUGAACAUUGCAGAAGACAUGUCUGGGAUUAAGGACAUCAAUGUGGUUUGCUGAACAUCACUUCUGAGAGGAAAUUGCCACUUCAGCGCUCUCCUCAAACCGUUUUUCUUUUUUGGGGUGAAAUGCUUCCUAAGUAAAAUUUUGUUAAUUUGCUGUAUAUAUUUGUUGUGUAAUUAACACAGUAACACAUUACAUUUUUUAACUUGUCAUGUUUUAACUUCCUAAAUUUAAAAGUUUGUACCAUAGAUUAGUUUUGUGUUUUUUGGGGAUGGAACAUGUGCGCAAUAUUUUGAGUGUCUCAGAUUGUUUUCUUUCUAACCUUGUCUGCAAUUUUUGAUGCCCAUGGUAGAGCUGUGCUAUCUAAAUACUGAAACCUGUUGGCGUUUGUCUAAAAAAAAAAAUAAGUGUGUGAGAUGGAUCAAUUUUAAUAUCUCCUUUGCAAUUGUCCGGUUUAGCGAUCGCACACAACCUACCCUGUAAGUGGCCAUACUUUUAUAGGUACGUGUUUUAUAGCAGAGGCCAGACCUGGUCAUGUGUAGGUGAUGGAUUAUUUUACGUUACAAAGCUCAGUCUGUUUUGAAUCAUGAACAAAUUACAUUUUUGUCUGUAAAUGAAUGGGGGGAUUCUGUUCUUGGGCCUUAAAUGAUAAAUGUGCUUUGUCUGCAGAGCUAGAGGGAAGCGACAAGUUGCACUUUAUGAACCAGUUUUACUUUUUUCUGUGCAUCAGUGACGUAGGUUGCUCCUGUGGAGGGUUUUAUUUUAAAAUGUUUUUCCUUCUGCAUUGUCCCAAGAUAAGACACCAAAACUAAUAUGUAUACAAUAAGAGGACCUUUAGUUUGCACUAAAGCUUCUGUAAUUGGCAAUAAAAUUAAUAAACCCAGA
Molecule: messenger RNA, 2519 nt
Organism: Bombina bombina (fire-bellied toad)
Lineage: Eukaryota; Metazoa; Chordata; Amphibia; Anura; Bombinatoridae
Product: prosaposin
Exons: 14
Coding region: 107-1669 (520 amino acids)
Biological process (GO): sphingolipid metabolic process
Cellular component (GO): lysosome
Source: RefSeq, a predicted model, not a curated record